Cladophialophora carrionii CBS 160.54 is the source of this 3264-nucleotide messenger RNA. RefSeq lists its product as uncharacterized. Gene Ontology annotation, molecular function: protein binding. Bases 1 to 3264 code for a protein of 1087 amino acids. The transcript has a single exon. The record is from RefSeq and is a predicted model, not a curated record. Lineage: Eukaryota; Fungi; Ascomycota; Eurotiomycetes; Chaetothyriales; Herpotrichiellaceae.
AUGGACAAUCCGCCAGCCUCACCCUCUACAGAACCUGUUACUCUCGGCUCCUUCCCGUCAGAGGUCCUUCAACAGAUUUUUUACUUCACGACGCCCACCACGUUCUUUCAACUCAUCCAAGUCAACCGCAAGUUCUUCGGGGUAGCAUCUGAAAGUAGAGAACUCAUCCUGCACCACCUGAGGCAUGUGCCAGGCAGGAAGGUCGGGUUAGACAGCCAGUCGAUCUCGACCGGCGACCUCUUUCUCAUCUUUCGUCAGCGGGCUGCUGCUAAUCUCUAUGGCGCCAACUUCACGGCCGACUGCAGGAAUCUGGAACCCUCACUCAGGAGUCAGGUCAUCUUCGACCCACGAGCUUCAUGCCUCACAUCUGACGGUGAUAGCUGUGUGGUGUUUAGAAACAGUCUACGAAUCAAACUCAAUUUGCAUAGCAAUCCCCUUUAUGGGGCCACCAUCGAGGGCCCCUACGCUGACGGCCGCGCGAGGAUCAUCCAAGCCGUGCAGAAAACAUACCAUGUCUCAGUCUUGUAUGCUUGGGAACAGCCCGAGAAGGAUCCGGUCGAAGACAUCUCUCAUCCUGCGCCAGACAUCCCAAGCAAGCAAUACGUCGACUGGCACAGAGGAGCAUACGAUCAUCGGGACGGCCUCCGGUAUAGAGCCACGCGUGCCACCCCCAAGACUCCUGCCCUGCCAGCUCCCCGGGUCCGCUACCAUCUCCUUCAUUACGACCUGUACCGAAGUGACAAGCCACUCUUCUUUCACAUUCCGACCCACAAGUCAUUGAGCGGCCUUCAUCUCGUGCCUGUUCACCUUGCAGUCCACAAUCGUGUACAAUGUGCAAUUCUGUGGGACCUGCCUGAUACGAUUCGCCCAACAAGUAAUGCUACGGUGUGUCUCUACAGGGGAGAGCACCUUCCCCUCAAUGAACCUGGCAACUACAAUGUGUGGGUCAUCUAUCCUUUCGAUCACCCUGCUCCAAACCAUCGUCCGGGGAUAAAAGUUGGCGACAGGGAAAUCACCCGGGACGAUUCAGACUCCGAGGAUGGUGCGCAGGACAGCAGGGACAGAAACCUAUACACUUACACCCAGAAUCAUCAACCAACCAAUGAUGGUGGUCGUACCCAUGACAACGACGUGGACCUGCGCUUCUUGCACCACCCCUUGAAACCACGCUCGAUCUCAUUCUUCAAGGAUGGUCGCCUCUUGUCGCUCUACGCGCCUGGAUCAACCAUACCAUUCACAACACUACUGGCCAACGAUCCAAUCCGGGCUCGCCUUUACCUUUCUCAUGUAUCGCCUUGGGGCCACAGUACAGGGGGCACACAGUGGCCUCGGACCAUUUGUCGCCGGGUGAGCAAGAUGAAUUAUGCAUGGAUACAUGGACAUCAUUUCACACUAUCUACAGCAUUCUUUAGUAAACACGAUCAAGGUGUCCGAUCCGGUCCCAGAUUGCCCGACCUGGAUGAAUUCAAUCUCAGCAUUGGAUCCGAAUGUGUUACAAACAUGCUUUGCUUGGGCAGUGCACGGAUCCCUUCUUCUAAUAUCCCCGCCGCACAGGGAAGUCUUACUGGCUCUGGUCCAGAAGUGCUCACCAUAGUACAAAUUCGUCUUCGCAAGCAUGUCAACGACUGUUCACACAUUGAUUAUAGAGACAAUUUACCUGUAGGCUUGCCGCGUCCACCCAGGGAGCCACGAAGCCGCAGAAAUGCCACCGAACCAAAUCCUGCACAAGAACUGGACAUUAGUGUCGUCUCAGCGACUGAUCUCACGGCAGAUGAUGGAGCAGGCGGGAAUGAGGUUGUUGAACAUUCGGAACAAGAGGAAGUCCAUUCCGACUCUGACCUUAAUCUGGACCACGGUGCUGCGGACGGCACAGACGUCCGCGUUGUGGCGCGUCUGUGGGGAUGGAAUGCGCAAGCCACGUCUCUGACGGGAUCAGAGACAGUCAAAGUGUCGCCUAUGGGCGAAAGAAUUGCAAUUGCUCAAUGGGACAAGGUGCUCAUUUAUGCAUUAAACCCUGAAGCGCUUUGCGAGAAAGUCUGGGAUGACGGAAAUGGCGGCGAGGAUAUCGACAGUGACAACAGAAGCCAUUCAAGCAGCCACAACGACCCUAGUCACGACAAUGACGUUAUCGAGGAUGACGAGGACAGUGUGGCCAACAUAUCUGAGAGUGUCUAUGCGGAUGAAGGACUCGGCGUCGAUGGUGAUGAAGAUCUGGGUAAUGCGAGUGAAAUUCCCGCCGAUCCAAUCUUGCUUGCCCAGUCUGCUGACGUGCCUUUCUCAUUGCUUUCGGCAAACUCUUCAUCCUUACCAGCACCGGCCUCCGUCAUUUCCAACAAAUCUACUUCAUCGAGAAAUUCGGGGCACUAUUAUCCUCACGUACAGGACGAGAACCUCGGCGGCUCAAUCGCCCUUCUUCGGCCUGUAGUGCUGAAAAUGGACACCGGAGCUGUUGUGCGUAAGAUGUGCUGGGGAACGGGACGCUGGAGGCAUAUUGCCGAGGACCAGGGCGAUAGUAAUGAUGAGGAAAAUGAAGUCGAGGAGCCUGGGCCAGGGGAGUAUGGGGGUCAUCCGACAGACGAAGUAACGGGGCACGCGAAGGACAAGGACAGACAGGCAGGUGGGUUGCAGAAUACGAGUAACGAAAGUUCGCAUCCGCCAGCUUCACCAAGAGCGGACGGUGAGGGCGGCCCAGCUAGUACAGACCUAGAGACGGGCCAUCCACAAGACCAGCCUCGAGUAUCUUCGCCCUCGACGCCCAACCUACCAAUUAACGGGUCCUCAAAUGAGCACUACGCGGAUCCCAACGACCAGAUACCACACAGUGCUGCCGAACAAGCCGUGUCGGCUCCGUUCUCAGACAUGAAGCCCGAUGGACAGAUCCAGCACAUCAACCGUCCGUCAGAACAUGAUACUGACCCUGACAGGCCGAUUUUGACCGACUCCACCUUGAACACGAAUCAAGACACGGACCAAGACUCGGAACGGCAAGCCACUCCAAAAGACGGAGCCGCGCAAGAGGAGUCCACCGUCGUGACAAUUCCAUGCCUGCCUGUCGGCGCGGGAUCCCCAGUAGACUCAACGUCACCAACGCAGCGACGCCGCAUGCGCGAACGCGAACGCGAACGCAAGCCACGUUACAGGAGCGCCGAGAACGAGCUCGUCGUCAUGACCGACAGGGGCAUACAGAUCUGGGAUCUCAGCUGCUGGGGCCGAGGUCUCCGACUCCGCGACGAGCUCCUUUCCAGCGACGGUUUUUUGCAGUGA